Abrus precatorius (Indian licorice) is the source of this 909-nucleotide messenger RNA. RefSeq lists its product as uncharacterized. NCBI's taxonomy places the organism in Eukaryota, Viridiplantae, Streptophyta, Magnoliopsida, Fabales, Fabaceae. Bases 1 to 909 code for a protein of 302 amino acids. The transcript has a single exon. The record is from RefSeq and is a predicted model, not a curated record.
AUGGCUAGACCAAGAAGAUCUGCUACAAACCCUCCUCUUCCUGCUGAUAUGAACCAAAUGGCUCACGCCAUGGAGGCCAUGGCAGCCACUGUUAGGCAGAGUCUAGAUAUGAUUCAGCAGCAGCAAGCUGCAAACCAAGCCGCUGCUGCAGCACAGGCAGCAGCAGCUACUGCCUCAACUGCACCUCCUCCUGAAUACCAUGGUUUGUCAGAGUUCAGGAAGAAUGAUCCUCCUCAAUUCACGGGGGUGGAUGGACCAGAUGCUGUUGAACUCUGGAUCAGGGAGAUUGAGAAGAUCUUCCUAACUAUGGGUUGCGCCGAGGAGAGGAAGGUGUUAUAUGCUACUUAUAUGCUGACAGGGGAUGCAGAGAUGUGGUGGCACGGAGCUCGUGCUAUGCUGGAGGCCCGAGGUGAAGUCAUCACUUGGGCUGUAUUUAGAAGUAGUUUUCUGGGAAAGUUUUUCCCUUCUCAUGUUCGUGCUGCCAAAGAGCGGGAAUUUCUAAACUUGAUGCAAGGAAACUCAUCAGUCUAUGAGUAUGCAAUACAGUUUGAGCGUCUUUACAGAUUUUAUUCUCACCCGACCUCGGAGGAGUGGAGAUGUCAGAGGUUUUCAGACGGAUUGAGAACUGACAUAAAGAGGAUUUUAAUCCCACUUAGGAUCACGGAAUUUGCUGACUUGGUGGAUCAAGCCACCAUUAUAGAAAGUCUUAAUGCAGAGGAUGUUGGUGGAGUUGGGAAGGCUCCAUCUAGUAGAGCUGCUAGUAGCUAUGGUAAUGGAAGUAAGGGUGCUAAGAAGGGCCCCUACAAUCGGUCGCUACGCCAACAGCAAUCUCGACCAUCUCAGUCGAGAGGAUCAGCAGGCAUCAGCCCCGGUGCCAAUAGGGACUGCUACUUCUGGAUUUCAGCCUAG